Molecule: messenger RNA, 2901 nt
Organism: Doryrhamphus excisus (bluestripe pipefish)
Lineage: Eukaryota; Metazoa; Chordata; Actinopteri; Syngnathiformes; Syngnathidae
Product: calcium homeostasis modulator protein 6
Cellular component (GO): plasma membrane
Molecular function (GO): monoatomic cation channel activity
Source: RefSeq, a predicted model, not a curated record
AUCACAGGGCUGCCGAGGUGCUGCAAUGCUGCCUGAGGAGCACGAGAGCCCAGAGGGAGGCUGACGUCAUUGCAGCUCCCUCAGGCAGAUGCAAUGCAUUAUGGGAAAAAAAAUAAUUUUAUUAGUUAUUUUUUCCAUUGUAAACUCAUAUUGGUACAUUCAUUCAUUUUCUCAAAACAGCCCCAGACCAUUACACUACUACCACCAUAUUUUACCAUUGGUAGGAUAUUUGUCGAACCAAUCAGAGGUGGACUUGCUGGUGUGUUUUGGAUCUUUGUCUGGUUUCAGCUUGAGGUCACAAACAGAUAGUUGGACAUUGUUUUUAGGAUUUGUUUUUUUUGUACAUCAGAAUUCAUGUUCUAUUUAUCACAGUAAGGUUUCCAUGUCUUGAAGCAGCAAAACCAGCCCCAGACCAUUACACUACUACCACCAUAUUUUACCAUUGGUAGGAUAUUUGUUUGUUUUUGUAGAACUUUUGUCUCAUUUUGUGUUUAUUUAACAUUUCAUAACUUUUGAACAUGGCGUUUGCACACUGGAAGGGACGUUGCAAUAGAGGGAGACACAUAUUGGGCAUUUUCGGAGAAUUCCAUGAUGUGCAAUUACACUUUUUACUUUCCUUUUCUUUUACUAAUACCAUUACAAGAGUCUGUUAUUUUGGUCCACUCAUUUUUGCAGAAUUGUUGUCAUUCACCAGGACUUUGAGUAGACUUUUGUUUUUUUCUUUAACCAAUCAGAGGUCACAAACAGAUAGUUGGACAUUGUUUUUCAGGAGUUGUUUUUUUUUUUUUACAUCAGAAUUCAUGGUUCCAUUUAUCACAGUAAGGUUUCCUGGUUUUGAAGCAGCAAAACAGCCCUAGACCAUUACACUACUACCACCAUAUUUUACCAUUGGUAGGAUAUUUGUUUGUUUUUGUAGAACUUUUGUCUCAUUUUGUGUUUAUUUUACAUUUCAUAACUUUUGAACAUGGCGUUUGCACACUGGAAGGGACGUUGCAAUAGAGGGAGACACAUAUUGGGUGGAGGAAGUAGAAAAGCAGUUUCGGAGAAUUCCAUGAACUUUUUACUUUCCUUUUCUUCGACUAAUACCAUUACAAGAGUCUGUUGUGACUGAGCGAUAUAAUAGAGCUACAUAAAACGAAGUAUUCUUCCGCCAUGAGCAUUACUGUAAUUUCUGGAGUUCUGGAGCAAGUAAUAUGUCUAAAAUUGUCACAAAAUUUUUAAAAAUCAUAACAUAAUGUAAUGUUUUGUGAUCGAAAAAAAUCGUAAUCAAUGACAACACAACUCAAAAUAAAAAGCAGUUUUUAAAUACAACGUGGAAUUAAGGGAGAAAAAGUGAUUGCUGCCAAACCAAUUAACUUGUUGCGCCAUCCUUAGCAACAACUGCAAUUAAGCGUUUGUGAGUUUCUUACGGUGUUGUCGAUAAAAUUUUGGUCCACUCAAUUUUGCAGAAUUUUUGUCAUUCAGCCACAUUUAUCACAGUAAGGUUUCCAUGUCCUGAAUCAGCAAAACAGCCCCAGACCAUUACACUACUACCACCAUAUUUUACCAUUGGUAGGAUAUUUGUUUGUUUUUGUAGAACUUUUGUCUAAUUUUGUGUGUAUUUGUCUUGUCAUUGAGUAAUAUGUCAAUGAUUUGAAAUAUUGAAGUGUUACAUCAUACAAAAAAAUAAGAAUUCAGGAAGCGAUGUGAUUAAUUAGUCUAUUAUUGAUCGAAAAGCAAGUAUAUAAAAACGCCUCAAAGUGUAUGAAACAAAAGCAGCUAUUGUCUCUACUACUUCUGCUGGACUUCCAACAUGUGCUCCCCGAUUGGCUUUGUGGCUCAAACGUCCCUCCACUUUGCAGCCCUCCCUCCACUUUGUUCAAAAUGUAACCCCACCUGAAAGCCCCAUCAGACCAAUCAGCUGCUGAGAUGUCAGCGCAGACGGCAAAGCCUUCUUUGUUCAAAAAACCAAUCAGAGUGGAAGCGUGGCAUGUUGCCCGAGGGGAGAACUUAGGACUGCCUGCGUUAAUUCCGCAUCGCUUAGCUGUUGCCAAUGUGUUCACAACGCGGGACCCUCUUUGGGGCUUUUCACGACGACUGUCUUCAUUUGUUGGGCCGAUCUAGUAUGGAAAGUCGACAACAAUGGCUUACCAGGCUGAAAGAUGAACUUAGCAACAGUCCGUUGGUGUCCAAUGUGGCGUUUGGCUUCAUACUCAUGGGACUGGAGAAAUUGGUGGAACUGGAGUUUGAGUGUCCUUGCAAUCCGACGUGGAACGGCGUCUUCUCAUCCGCAUUCUUUGUCAUUCCGGCUGUCAUGGCGUUCACGUUAAUGCUCAUCAUUCAAGGGUGCAGGUGCGACACGUGGUGCAGGAAAAGCGUGUCCCUUUCCAGCUUUGUGCCGGCCAUCGUGUGGCUCAUUUUGCUCUUCCUGGACGGUCAGUACUUCGCCUGCGCUAUGACAGACUGGGAGGGCAGGUUUGUGCUGGUGGACAGGGCGGCUCCGCAGAAGUGGUGCGAACCAAUAAGUGACAGAGGUGUCCCCCAGCAAGAACUCAUGCUGCGCUCUCAGCAGCUCUUUGUUGUCUCUCAGGUUCUCGGCAUUGUUCUGCUUAUUGUCAUCUGUGUCGGACUCGUAGUGUACGUGAUCAGAGAAAGUUGUCAGCAGGAGGUGGAGGAGCUGCAGGACGCCGACGUUGCCGAGCUCACCGUUGUCAGGAUGAGCUCGGUACGCACCAGGACGUCUUGAGACGAUCGAUACCCCACCUGGACGCUUUGUAAAUACCCAUAAACUGACUUAAAGACUCAUUUUCAAUGGUAAUGGUUUUAUUUCAUUUGAACAUGCAUCAGUUUACAAUUGAAUGCAUCACAUAAUCAGUUCACAGUUCCACAUGUCCAAAAGGAGUAGGAAGAAGCAAAGCUUAU